Gracilinanus agilis (Agile Gracile Mouse Opossum) is the source of this 1560-nucleotide messenger RNA. RefSeq names its product ACD shelterin complex subunit and telomerase recruitment factor (gene ACD). Gene Ontology annotation, cellular component: telomerase holoenzyme complex; shelterin complex; chromosome, telomeric region. Gene Ontology annotation, biological process: telomere capping; telomere maintenance via telomerase. The record is from RefSeq and is a predicted model, not a curated record. Bases 1 to 1476 code for a protein of 491 amino acids. The transcript has 12 exons. NCBI's taxonomy places the organism in Eukaryota, Metazoa, Chordata, Mammalia, Didelphimorphia, Didelphidae. Gene Ontology annotation, molecular function: telomeric repeat DNA binding.
AUGGCGACGUCGUGGAAACCUGUCUUGCAGCCCUGGAUCCGGGAUCUGCUCCUCGGGCUGGAGCCUGGGGAAGGCGCGGGGCUGGAGGGGAAGGGAGAGGGGCUCGGGCAGCUGCUGGAGGUAAUUGAGGAAGCCGAGUCUGGAGGGAGUCUGGAACUGCUUGAUGGAAAGGCUUCUGCCAUCCUGCUGGUGACCGAUGGGACCCACAGUGUGCAUUGCCUGGUGACCCCUGAGGCCCUGAGCAUGGCUGCCUGGGAAGAGAAGCACUUUGGUUUCAGGAGGGCGGUGGGCCGGCUACUUCUGCUGCAGGACUUCAGAGUGUCUGUUCAAGAGGUGGCUGAGACUUCGCUGGGGAACGGGGAGUUCUGCCUGUGGGUAGAUCGCUUCAUCCUGCUGCCCACGGAGCUCCCCAGGGAGGGUGUAACAAGCUGCAACUGGGACCCAGCUGUGAGGAGAAAACUUCAAGAGUAUAAAAAGCACCAGGAAAGGGAGAGGACCCCCCCUAAUAUAGAUAGAAGCUCUACAUUGUCUCAGUUGCUGGAGGAGAUGUGUGAAGAUCGACAGAGUUUGCUAAGCUGUCAGGCCCAGAGCUGCCUGGAACUGGGGGGUUCACAGCGGGGUGCUCUGCCCCUUACUCGAUGGGAAGCCUCUCGAAGGAAGGCUUGGGGAGAAGCUGUUUUCACUAUCCCAGGUCUGAAGCUUCAUAUUAGUGCAGAGGAGGAGGACACCCUUCGGAACCUGAGGGCAGUUUCUGAAAACAGCCCUGAGCUUCAGAGUUUAGAGAGAACCCCAACAGACCCCUGGCAUUUACUCCCAGCCCUGUCCUUGACACAAUCCUCUUCUUCCUCUUCUUCCUAUGUAGAGGCCCUGGACUGUUUGCCCUUCCCUCCUGAGAGAAGCCCCAGUCGGCCAAAGGAUAACUUCACUGACAACCAGGAAUCCCCCUCUUUGGAAUGCAGGGAGCCCAUCAACCUGUCACCUCUGCUCUUUCAGGGCAGUGGGUCCUCUUGUAUCCUGUCCUCCUUCCCCCAGGAUCCACCCUCUUCCUCCCAGGACCAGCUCCCUUUAGGUCUUCCCGCUUCCCCCCCGGCAACAGUCAGUAUCCCUAGGGAGGAGUGGAAAACUUCCAGCUCUUGUGCCCCCCAGGAGCCCCGGGGGCCCCUAUUGAGGGCUAGGGGAAGGGGAAGCAAAGACAGACCAGGAAACAAGAAGUCCAGUCUGCAGUUUGUGAGCAAGAGAGUCAAAGGUACCCUCUGGGUUCCAGAGAGUGCUUCUUCAGGGGACUCCAGCCCUGGAGAAGGCCCAGCCUCAGCCAGGGUUCUUCCAGAGAAACACCUGGAUGGUUCCCCGUUCCAGUACAACUACCCAGAGCCCUGUGCCCACCUCUGUUCCCAGGUUGUAGCCACCAGUCUUUGCCCAUCGCUCCUGGACUGGGCCAAACAAGUGCUGCUAGAGACCGACUUGGUGGAGGUGUGAGAACUCCUCCACUGUCCCCAUUACUGUGGGGCCUGCAGUUAAUAAAAAGCUGAACCGCAGGCCUUGACUCCUCCUUCCUCCUUG